Messenger RNA from Xyrauchen texanus (razorback sucker), 4236 nucleotides. RefSeq names its product isoleucyl-tRNA synthetase 1 (gene iars1). The record is from RefSeq and is a predicted model, not a curated record. The transcript is spliced from 34 exons. Gene Ontology annotation, molecular function: aminoacyl-tRNA deacylase activity; isoleucine-tRNA ligase activity; tRNA binding. Bases 76 to 3879 code for a protein of 1267 amino acids. Gene Ontology annotation, biological process: isoleucyl-tRNA aminoacylation. NCBI's taxonomy places the organism in Eukaryota, Metazoa, Chordata, Actinopteri, Cypriniformes, Catostomidae.
CUGCAUGUAAGUCUCAUCUGACACUUUACUUAUUCUGAGAUUGGAAAUAACCUGCUGCACAGCUGCAUAGAUCAAAUGGUUGAAGCAGUGCCUGAGUCCAUCCACUUCCCCACAGAGGAAGAGCUCAUCCUGCAGUUCUGGGAGGAGAAAGACUGUUUCAAAGAGUGUCUCAAGCAGUCCAAGAACCGGCCUAGGUACACAUUCUAUGAUGGUCCGCCCUUUGCCACUGGUCUGCCUCACUAUGGUCACAUCCUAGCUGGAACCAUCAAGGACAUUGUGACCAGGUUUGCCCACCAGAGCGGCUUCCAUGUGGACCGGAGGUUUGGCUGGGAUUGCCAUGGGCUGCCUGUGGAAUAUGAGAUUGAUAAGUCUUUGAACAUCAAAGGACCUGAAGAUGUUGCCAAGAUGGGAAUAGCAGAGUACAAUAAACAGUGCCGGAAUAUUGUCAUGAGAUAUGCCGGCGAGUGGGAGACGUCAGUGAGGAGAAUGGGACGCUGGAUUGACUUCAAGAAUGACUAUAAGACCCUUUACCCCUGGUUCAUGGAGACUGUAUGGUGGGUGUUUAGGCAGUUGUAUGAUAAAGGUCUUGUCUACAGAGGGGUGAAGGUCAUGCCAUUCUCCACCGCCUGCAACACGCCUCUCUCCAACUUUGAGGCCCAUCAGAACUACAAGGAUGUGCAGGACCCAUCAGUGAUUGUGAACUUCCCUCUGUUGGAGGACGAGAAUGUGAGUUUCAUUGCAUGGACCACCACUCCAUGGACUCUACCCAGCAACCUGGCCCUGUGCGUCAACCCAGACUUCAUCUAUGUAAAGGUCAAAGAUAACAGCUCAGAGAAGAUCUACAUCAUGAUGGAGGCCAGACUGAUCGCACUCUUCAAAUCUGACAGUGAAUACACCAUCCUGGACAAAUUUCCUGGCAAGACCCUGAAGGGGAAAAAAUACAAGCCUCUCUUCGAUUACUUCAUCAAGUGUAAGGAGAAUGGAGCGUUCUCUGUUGUCGUGGAUAACUAUGUGCGGGAUGAUGAUGGUACAGGAGUCGUUCAUCAGGCCCCGUACUUUGGAGCUGAUGAUUUCCGUGUCUGCAUGGACUACAAAAUUAUCCAGAAAGACUCCGUUCCCAUCUGCCCUGUGGACCCGUCUGGUCUCUUCACUUCAGAGGUCACUCACUUUGCUGGUCAACACGUGAAGGAUACAGACAAAUACAUUAUCAAGUGGCUGAAGGAGAAUGGUCGUCUUGUGAAUGCCAGCUCUUUAAAGCACAGCUACCCAUUCUGCUGGAGGUCGGACACGCCUCUGAUCUAUAAAGCAGUGCCCAGCUGGUUUGUGAGGGUUGAACACAUGGUGGAAAAUCUCCUGGAGAACAACAGCCAAUGCUACUGGGUUCCUGAGUUUGUGGGGGAGAAGCGUUUUGGUAACUGGUUGAGGGAUGCACGAGACUGGGCGAUCUCUCGGAACCGCUAUUGGGGGACGCCUAUUCCGCUGUGGGUCAGUGAUGACUAUGAAGAGGUGGUGUGUGUGGGCUCCCUGGAUGAGCUAGAAGAACUGACAGGAAUGAAAGUAUCAGAUAUUCACAGGGAGAGCAUUGAUAGUUUGACUAUCCCAUCUCGCUGUGGGAAAGGCCAACUCAAGAGAGUCCCGGAGGUGUUUGACUGCUGGUUCGAGAGCGGCAGCAUGCCUUACGCCCAGGUGCACUACCCAUUUGAGAACAGGAGCGAGUUUGAGGACACCUUCCCGGCAGAUUUCAUCGCUGAGGGCAUUGACCAGACUAGAGGAUGGUUUUACACAUUGCUUGUGCUCUCAACCGCUCUGUUUGGAAAACCUCCGUUCAAGAACGUGAUUGUCAACGGAUUGGUUCUUGCAAGUGAUGGGCAGAAAAUGAGCAAACGCAAGAAGAAUUAUCCAGAUCCAAACCUGAUUGUGCAGAACUACGGUGCUGACGCACUUAGACUGUAUCUGAUCAACUCUCCCGUGGUGCGUGCAGAAAACCUGCGCUUCAAAGAAGAGGGGGUAAGAGACAUCCUUAAAGAUGUCUUCUUGCCCUGGUACAACGCCUAUCGCUUUCUGGUGCAGAAUGUCCAAAGACUACAAAAGGAAGAGGGCAUAGAGUUCCUGUACAACGAGAGGACAGCCAGUGUGAGCGACAACAUCAUGGAUAAAUGGAUCCAGUCCUUCACUCAGUCACUCAUUCAGUUCUUCAAAGAUGAGAUGGGAUCAUACAAACUCUACACAGUGGUUCCCAAGCUUGUCAAGUUUGUCGAUAUGCUCACCAACUGGUAUGUGCGGACAAACCGCAGGCGACUGAAGGGUGAGAGUGGUACAGAGGACUGCAUGAGUGCCCUGGAGACCCUCUUCAGCGUGCUGUUCUCCAUGUGCAGACUGAUGGCCCCGUUCACUCCAUUCAUAACGGAGCUGAUGUAUCAGAACUUGCGUCAUUUAAUUGAUCCAGUAUCCGUGGAGGAGAAGGACGCUGGAAGUAUUCAUUAUCUCAUGCUGCCACAUCUGAGGGAGUCUCUGAUUGACAAGCGCAUUGAGAAUGCUGUAUCCCAGAUGCAGUCAGUCAUUGAGCUGGGCCGUGUCAUCAGAGACAGGAAGACCCUUCCAGUCAAGUAUCCACUGAAGGAGGUGGUGGUGAUCCAUCAGGACCCUGAAGCUCUCAGAGAUAUCCAGUCCCUACAAAAGUAUAUACUGGAGGAGCUGAAUGUUCGCCAACUCACUCUGUCUGUUGACAAGGACAAAUACGGUAUUUGUCUGCGGGCCGAACCAGAUCACAUGGUGCUGGGCAAGCGGCUGAAAGGAGCAUUUAAAUCUGUUACUGCAUCCAUCAAAGAACUGAAGAGUGAAGAGCUGGAGGCCUUCCAGAGGACAGGAUCCAUUAUUGUUGAUGGUCAUGAGCUACAUGAGGAAGAUCUGCGUCUGAUGUACACAUUUGAUCAGACCUCAGGAACGGCAUCACAGUAUGAGGCCCAUUCAGAUGCCCAGGUCCUGGUUCUUCUUGACAUCACCCCGGAUCAGUCCAUGGUUGAUGAGGGGGUGGCACGUGAAGUCAUUAACCGCAUUCAGAAACUACGCAAGAAGGGUCACCUGGUCCCAUCAGAUGAGAUCACAAUAUAUUACAGCAGUCAGCCGGCUGGGGAAUACCUGGAUAUAGUCAUCCAAAAUCAUACUGAUUUCAUCUUGGCCACUAUAAAAGCCCCAUUGAAGCCAUACCCUGUAUCUAAGACUGCCAAUGUGAUCGUCCAAGAGAAAACUCAGUUGAAAGGCUCAGAUCUGGAUUUAACCAUUGUGAGAGAGGCCGCCAUCUCCAGAGGCCCCCUGACCACUUCAGCCUGUGCUUAUGUCAACAUCAAGAUCACUCUGAAGGACAAACAACAAGAGGGUGUAGUUCUGCUGGAGAAUCCUAAGGGAGAAAACAUACUGGAUAUUGAGAGACUGAAGAUGGUUUGCUGUAGUGUCUUCGAACUCAGCAGAGCUCCUCUGGCUGUAUUUAAUGGGAAAACAGAGUUAAAACCAAAGACCAAUUUGAUGGCAUUGAGCGGGAAAACUCUGACAGUGACCUCAGGUUCAAGUCCUGCAGAUGUGGCCAGUUCAGACUCUCUCCUGUGUCCUUAUGUUAACCUGCAACUUAUCAACACCAGUCCAGCAGAAUGUCAGACUGGAGAUGUGGGGACGCUGCUGUUAAUGAAUCCAUUGGGUAAAAAUGGGUUACAAUAUCCUGAACUGCUGAAUGAAACCGCUAAAGUAUUUGGCCUGAGAGGCAGAAGACUGAAGCUCUACAUGAACGAAGACCUUACAGAAGAAUUGACAGAGACAUCCUCUCUAAAGGCACUGAACACGAAGACUCUGUUUGUGCAAGUUCAGCCCACUACUGCAGAAGCAUAGUGACCUUAGACAUCCAGCAGGCUCUCUCACUUAACACGAAUCAGAUUGAAGAGUUACAGCUACACCUCUUACACAUUUUUUCCGACAUCUGUUGAUCAUCUAAUUAUUUUCUUGGCUUUGAAUUAAUGGUGUUCAAAUAAAUCAAUCAAACAUAACUGUUCAUGACUGUUUAGAAAAGGUAGUUAUGAAACUGAUAUUCUCUAAUAUACUGAAACUGAUAUACUGUUACUAUCAGUUGUGCAAGACUUGAACUGUACUUUGCAAUUAUGGUUUCUUUUGGGGGAACUUUGAAUAAACCUUUUAAUGGGAAAUAAAACAUUUCUUUUAAAAUAUUCAGUGACUUAUUCAUUUGACAUU